AUGGCAGAUUCCGAAUCCAGGUUCCGCGUUGUGAUUGUGGGCGGUUCAAUCGCCGGGCUUACACUCGCUCACUGUCUGCUUCGAAACAACAUAGACUUUAUUGUGCUAGAGUCCCAUGCGGAUAUUGCACCCCAGGUUGGUGCAUCUAUUGGUAUUCUUCCGAAUGGUGCCCGCAUCCUAGACCAACUAGGCCUUUACGAUGACGUUCUCAGUGAAGUUGAGCCUCUCACUAGAAACUUCACAUGGACCGAUGACGCCAAGCCCAUCACCGACACAGUUGCUCCCCUGAUUAUAUAUGAAAGACACGGUUAUCCGGUUGCGUUCCUUGAUCGCCAAAUUUUGCUCAGCAUUCUGUACGAGGGCCUCGGAGACAAAAGACAUCGUGUUCUGGUGAACAAGAAGGUGACUGAGAUAGAGCAUACCACUGAAAAGGUUAUGGUCCGUUGUGCGGAUCAAUCCGUCUAUGAGGGUGAUCUUGUUGUUGGAGCCGAUGGGGUACGGAGCACAGUGAGACGACAGAUGUGGCAGUAUAUGGAGUCUCGAGGAAUGGAGCAUGAAGCCCUGAAGGAGAAGAACUUGAUGACAUCCGAAUACAACUGUGUAUUCGGUAUAUCUUCAGCCACCCCUGGACUGAGACCGGGACACGGACAUAGAACCUUCGCGGGGGGCUAUUCCAUACUCACGAUUAUCGGCAAAGAAGGGCGCGUUUACUGGUUUUUCUUCACUAAAAUGGACCAAACUUACCCCGCAUCUCAAAUUCCAAGAUUCAGUCAAGAUGAGAUCGAUAGCCAUCUCGCCCCUUAUUUACAGAAGCCGAUCACCCCCGACGUACCGCUUUCUGAGAUCAAUAAAAGAGCAAUUGUCAGGACUUUUGUAUCCCUUGAAGAGGCUGUCUAUAAUCAUUGGUGUGUCGACCGAUAUGUUUGCAUUGGUGACUCAGCCCAUAAGAUGACACCAAACCUAGGCCAGGGAGGCAACAGUGCAAUUGAGAGCGCUGCGUCGCUUGCAAACAGCCUCUCUACUUUAGUUAACGGCCCUACCAAACCAACGACAGAUGUUCGGGAUAUCCAUGAGUGUCUGCAAGUAUGGCAGAACAUCCGCCAGAAACGGCUUGACCAUAUUUCGCAGUCAGCUUAUCACUUAACCAGAAUAGAGGCUCUAGCUGGUCUCAAGGAAAAGAUCAUCGGGCUUUAUCUUCUUCCAUAUCUUAGUCAAUACUUGGUCGACCAAACGUCCGCUACAAUUGUUGGAGCAGCAAAGAUUGACAGAAUACCUCUGCCACCAAAGUCACUAGCAUGCACCAUGCCGUACCUGGAUGAUGAAAGCAGUGUCUUCAAACAGGGUAAUGAGGUAUUGAAGCGUGCUAUUUCAACCGUCCCUUUUGCUUGCUGUUAUGCUGCUGCGCAAAAGACGAUGGGGACGUUGAUAACUCAAACUGUGCCCUUCAUGGUGUCUUUGUUUGCAGAGGGCGUAUGGUCUGCAACUAAUGGGGAGGUCCUCAACCUAAGCAAACCACUCUAUCAUAUGUCAUUCCUGGACAAGCUCUUUCUGCCUGCGAUUACGUGUUUCUUGCCUUCUAUCAGUGGAUCUGAUCCGCAAUCCCGCACUCAAAUGCUAUCAUUCAUGGCCGACAUUGGCCCCAUCUACGGAAUAUGGCUGUUGGAAAGUUAUCGCAAAGCACAUUCCUGGUAUGAGCUCAUACUCCCGAUAGGCGCGGGAAUCGCGUCCCAAUUGAAGGGCAUUGGAAAGUUUGCUCCAAUCUACUACGCAUUGGAGCAUAUUCGCUCACCUCUUUCAAGCCUCCUAUCGGGGGCAAAGCAUCAGAUAACGCAGGAGGCCUCGAGCUCUUUGCUGAUCGCCAUGCUAACGGGAUACUAUCUCCCCACAUUCGCAAACUUCGUAACUCCAACGGUUGAAUCGCGCCGCAACUACAAUGCCAUUUGGCAAUUGUUUCCUGUCGUCGUACCUCUGCUACAGGCUCCCUUGCAUCGUCUGGUCAAGAGAGCUUUCGGGAGUAAGAAGAAGCCACAACAGAAAGAAGAUCGUAAGGAGAAUAUGCGUUACGUCCGGUACGCAUAUGGCUCGUUCGCCUUGAUCUCUGGACUUACGUUUCUCCACGCUCGAUGCACUGCACCGGCUCAUACUUCGUUCACUAGUGCCUUUCUUCCUGGGUUGAGAGGCCACCUGGCGCCCGUCACCUCAUUCGCUGAUGGCAUUGCGAGGUUCCUCCAGUAUGAUGAAGUGAUAUCCAUGGCUAGUGGGUUUAUGUGGCUAGCGUUGAAGUUCAAAGAAUUGAAAGAUGCUGGUGCCUCGUUCUCUUGGUUGAAGGCUGUUGGGGGGCUGGUGGGGACUACAGUUACUCUUGGGCCUGGGGCCACCUUUGCGCUGGGUUGGGGCUGGAGAGAAGAGAUGAUGCAUAGACUGGUUCGUGAUAAACAGUGA
Aspergillus tubingensis is the source of this 2442-nucleotide messenger RNA. Its product is annotated as FAD-dependent oxidoreductase. NCBI's taxonomy places the organism in Eukaryota, Fungi, Ascomycota, Eurotiomycetes, Eurotiales, Aspergillaceae. Gene Ontology annotation, molecular function: FAD binding. The coding region runs from base 1 to 2442 and encodes 813 amino acids. The transcript has 5 exons. The record is from RefSeq and is a predicted model, not a curated record.